AUGCGGUCUCUCGUUUUUGUUGGCGUUUGCCUGCCGCUCAUUUCGGGAUCGCCAGUUGACAUCCCUCGCUCUGAUCUAUCCCCUCGUCUUGUCACCAGCAUUGAGCAGGCCUCCUGUGGCGUGGUUGGUUACAAGCCAGACCAGAUUCCUACAAGAAACCUGAAAUGUCGUUUGGUUGAUUGUCAGGAGCUUUGCUCUGCCACUGCUGGCUGUCAGAGCUAUGCCCAGAGCAGCGCCAGAUGUCUUCUGUUCUCUUCCCCUGUUACUGAAGGAUUCCAACAAGACUCAGCAUCUCCAUUUACCUAUUACGAUAUUGACUGCUCUACGCCCAUGACUUCAAGUACUGAAACUCUGCCCGAAGCCACUGACAGCGUUACUACCGAGUUGUUCACAUCGGGUACAGAGGUUACUGUAACUUCAAACCCGCUGCCCUCGUCUACAACAGCUACCUUUAUUACAGAAAUCAGCACAGAAUUAGCCUCUGCAUCGAUUUCAGCCCCCAGUGGGACGAUUUCCACGACAACAACUGACCUCACAACAGAUCCAGAGAGCGCGAGUGCUUCGGUGUCCAGCGAUAUUACCUCAACAGCAAUCACGCUCAGCUCAAAUACCGAAACAACCACUACGGGAGAUGUAACAACCGUGGCUGCAGGCGAACCUACCACAGCCACCUCAAGCACACCUACUGUCUAUAUCAUCCGUCUGGUGAAUCCAGACGAGUCUACCUUUGGUUAUGUAUCCACUGCCCCAGGCCACAAUCGUUUAUCUGGCCCCAAAGAGGAAGCAUUGGAGAUUCGGAUAUCUGCACCUGAGCCAGGUGCCACUUCUCAAUUGGAUUUCGUCCAUGCUGAGACCUUCGGUGGCUUCACACGCUUAUGUGCCGUUCAGAGUACCCAUAAUGCAAAUGCCGACUUGGGACCAGACUCGUCUUUCUACAACUACCUUUCUACAUGUACUCCUAGUCCUCCCGGUAGCCCUCCAGCCUAUUUUUACCACGCUUGGACGAACCGGGCUGAACUUCAUCGAUAUAAGUUGGCAGCUGAAUCAGCUAUUUGGAUCGUUAACCUGAAACUCUAG
This is a messenger RNA of Fusarium oxysporum Fo47, 1077 nucleotides long. RefSeq lists its product as uncharacterized. Lineage: Eukaryota; Fungi; Ascomycota; Sordariomycetes; Hypocreales; Nectriaceae. The coding region runs from base 1 to 1077 and encodes 358 amino acids. The record is from RefSeq and is a predicted model, not a curated record. The transcript is spliced from 4 exons.